Molecule: messenger RNA, 1222 nt
Organism: Spizellomyces punctatus DAOM BR117
Lineage: Eukaryota; Fungi; Chytridiomycota; Chytridiomycetes; Spizellomycetales; Spizellomycetaceae
Exons: 3
Coding region: 13-900 (295 amino acids)
Source: RefSeq, a predicted model, not a curated record
UACGAAUUCUGCAUGGCGCGGUGCGUCAAAGGAGAGUACAUCUGUGGAUACAUACAGCGGAACCGAAACAAAAGCAUGAAUGUGAAGGAGCUAAUGAAUCACAUACGAUCGCAUCAUGGGCUCUACGAAAGUGUCGCUGCCGAGUUCCCUCAUCUGAAGCCGAAUGGGACAGCUGCUGAUGUCAGUCAGCAAUCCACCGAGGAAACCAACAACCAUGACACACUGUCAACCGAAGAAUCACCGCCUGGCAGGAACAAUGCUUCACAGAGUCGCACCAGGACACCAAGCACAAGAAGCUCAGAAGGCAGCAGCAGCUCACACCCCACGACGCCACCACGACGAACACAAGCGUCUCGAAGCUCCAGCACUUCCACCACUGGCAUCACCACCAUUCCUACACCGCCACCAUCCAGCGAAAAAACUGCCAUGACAAGGCGAGCGAACGGUCAAUCCCCCCGGGCAAGCUCGGAACCUCUACCAAGCAGUCCCGCUUCAUUGGAGACCUCAACAACAGCUCAGCUCCGGUCGCGACGCAAGGACCGCAAUACAGGAUCAACCAUCACCAAGCCUGAUAGCUCAACAGCGGAAGAGAGUACUGAGACACCAGGUGAUAAACAGGCUAGGAGGAAUGGCAUGGGGUUGAACCUCAACAAAAAAGGCAAAGAGUCUGUUAGUCCAAAAAAUCUAGCAAGCGCUUCAAAUGCGAACAUCCAGCAAACAACAAACGAUGCCGGCACCCAACCUUCCACAAAUCAACCUGAGUCAUCCUUACUUACGCAAAUAACAGACCUUGAGGCAAAGCUAUCUGAGCUAAGCGUGGAGUUUUCCGAUAAAUUCCACGCGCUACAAACUGAGAUUGAGCGUUUGAAGAGUUCGCACCGCCAUGCUAUGCGUCCGUAAUGUUAACAUUGAAGAAGAUCAGACGUGAUGAGGCAGUGUGCAGAUAUCUAUUAGCUCAUCGCAUGAGCCGUUCUUUGUCAAGUGUAUCUAUACGCCUUAUAGUACAGUUGCUGAUCAGACGUGAUGAUCAGUGUGCAGAUAUCUAUUAGGUCACCGCAUGAGACGUUCUUUGUCAAAUGUAUCUAUACGUCUUAUAGUACAGUUGCUGAAUCAGAAGAGAAAGCAGUUCUUUGUUUACAAUUAUGAUGCCUUGUCGAAUGCACACAGAAACCAUGAGUACCUUGCCAAGUCUCGUGUUUAUGGUAGAUUAACUUGCCUGAGC